AUUUUAUUGAAAAGUGCUGUGCUGUAACAAAUCAAAAACAGAGCACAAACAAAUUGUUUCCCUUAGAAUACUAAAACCCAUAGCAUAGAACAUAUUCUUUCAUGUUCAUUAUUUGCAACUUUUAAUAUAAAUAUUCAUUCAGCAUUGUAUUUAUUUUUUUGUUAGUGUGGUUAUUUCAGAUAUAGUACAUCCAGAACCAGUUUUGUCUAAAAGCCAUCACCUAGAAAAUUUGUUUACUACUGCUAAUUACCCAUGUAUAUCAAAACUUCAAUGUUUUACCCCAUCCUACCUUUAAUUUUAUAUUAAAAGUUCGCAAAAUCAUAGAAUAAAACAGCAAAUCCUACAAAUGUGAUCGAAAGCAUUUCGUUAUUAUUAUUAUUCAGUUAUUACAAAUAAUUGAACGAAAUCGAGAUCAUAAAAUUUAACAAUCGGCUGGUUGACACUUUUGUCGUGGACAAAAAGUGUUAAGUAACGAUUGCAUUUCAUAGAACAUAGAUCCGAUCAUAGCUCACCUACCAUAAACUUCGCCAUAACAAAAAACUUGAUCUGAACUUGGCAGAAUUUCUGCCUGUCUUGCGUUCCAUUAGUGGGCGGUGGCGCCGGCUAAGAAGUAAAUAAUGGGCUCUGAUCAACAAUUCUGCCUGCAGUGGCAUAAUUAUCAGAGUAGUCUGUUGGCUUCACUACCUCAGUUAUUAGAUAGUGAUGAUUUAACAGAUGUCACUCUAUCUGCUGGUGGACGAAAUAUAAAAGCACACAGGGUGAUAUUGUCUGCAUGUAGCCAAUACUUCAAAGAUCUAUUUAAGGUGUUACCACCCAUGCAACAUCCAGUUAUUGUUUUGCCUGGUACUAAUUUCACAGAUUUAUGUGCUCUUGUCACAUUUAUGUACAGUGGAGAAGUAAACAUCUAUCAAGAACAAUUGCAAGGCAUUCUAACUAUGGCUGAUGCCAUGCAAAUCAGAGGUUUAGCUGAAGUGAAUGGAGCCGCACAAAAUGAUAUACAAGCUAAGAAAGAUGGUCAUGGAUCUGCAAAACGACCAAGAUUAUCCACUCAUCAAAAUUUAAUGUUUCCUGUUGUAAAUCCUGUUGUAAUUGAAACAAGUACAAAAAGACCGUUGUUGGCGGAAUCUGUAGACAUGUCUGGGAAUUUAAUGGCAAAUUCAAAUUUUGAAAUCUAUGGGGAAUCUCGAUCCUCAUCUAAUAUACAAAAAAAUUCUCAAGAAGAGUUGCAUUUUGAAAGUGGAAAUAAAAGUGAUAGCGCAAAGCUGAAGAGUGCAUCAGAAAAUCUAGAUAUUUAUAUGAAUGCUUCCAGAAAUGAUAAAGGAAGAAAAUCAGCUCUAUUGCCUGAAUCAGAUGUAAUGCAUUAUGUGGAAGACACUGCUUACUCAUCACCCAAUCCUCCACCUAUGGGUUCUCCUGGAACAUCAGAAGAUACAAGAAUAAAACUAGAGCCUGAACAUCAUGAUUUUGGAGUGUGUGGUGGAGAAAGUAGUAUUAGUCGACAAGCAUUGACUGGUUCAACUGGAGAGGGACAAAAACUGCCUGGGUUGGACUGUGAAAAUGGCCAAGAUCAGCAGUCACCAUGCUCUGAUGAUUCAGUUGGCAGUAAUUUUGGAGCAGAAUCAAAGUUGGACCGAAUGCAGGUUGGUCAAGGUGUACAUCUUUCUAGUCAAAAAUUUUCAGCUCCUUACAACAAACUUAGUACUACAACUCACAGCAGCAAGUUGUUUGCAACUUGCAUUGUAUGUGGAAAACAGCUGAGUAAUCAGUACAAUUUGAGAGUUCAUAUGGAAACUCACCAGAACGUUAACUAUGCCUGUCGAGUUUGUAAUCAUGUGUCUCGUUCUCGUGAUGCAUUGCGAAAACAUGUUUCUUAUAGACACCCCAAGGAGAAUAAAGACAGACUGUCUGUUGGGGGCAUUGCUAGAGAAGGGAGUCUGUUAUCUGCCAGUAAUAAUGGUGUAUCAGGCACUAAUAGGAAGCCAAAGUUAUUUACUACUAAUAGUGACAUAAAACAAUAACAACCAAGUGUAUUUUACCUUGUGUUUUGAAGACUUGUGUGUUAUUUAUAUUACACACAAACUUAUUCGACCCUCUCUUAAAAUCUCCAAGAAUUAUUCUUGAUUGUUGUUUAAAACAAUUGUGUGAAAAGUGUUAGAAUGAUUGAUUCAUAAAAAUUGAAGGGAGUCAGCAAUAUUUUGAGAGAUUUUUGUUGUUGUUAUUGUUGUUGUUAUGUUUGUCUUUUUCCAACUGUGAUAAAAUCUUCCUUGACAUAUCACCGUAGGUAUUAGGAAAUUUUUUGAUGUUACUAUUCAAGAAUGGUAUUAUGAACUAUGAAUUUGUGGUUUGUUCAGUUAUAGUAAUGGGAUUGUCUGGGUGAUUAUCCAUUUGAGCCAUUCAUAGUACAACCCGUUACUGACUUUUUAAGGUAGAUCUUGGUUUGUUUGAUAAGUCAAUUUGAUUUCAAUGUUCUUGAAUGUUAUGAUCACAGACUGAACAUGUUGAAGUUUUUCUUCCAAGACAUGGGAAACAUUUAAUGGGUAUUUGUUGUCUUAUGCCUGGUGUUAUAUGUAGGUCCUGUGGGCCAGAACCCAUGGAACCAAUUUUGGAGGUGCACAAAAAUGAUCAAAAGAACUCUUGUUUUAUUUAAUUGUACAUGAACAAAAAUGUUUCUAUAGUAAUUUCUUCUUCAUUCACUUUAAAAGAAGUGAUUAACAGAUUUAAGAGAAUAUCUGCCAAGACUGCAAAACAUGGAGAAAGCUUGUGAAUACUUCUGUGUUGCAUCAACACUCAGACUUUUGCUGGUCAUCUAAUAUGAAUGGUCUGGAGUUUGGUUUUGUAUAAGACCCUGAAAAAAUCCUGUGGCCUACAUGAGUGGACCAUGAAUUUCCCCUUUGUCCCUCUUGUUCACAAACUGUUUUUUCUUAGAACCAAAAAAUCAAGAAGGGAGGGGAGGUAACCCUCUCCCUCUUGCCAUAUGCCCAUGGUGU
Gryllus bimaculatus (two-spotted cricket) is the source of this 2987-nucleotide messenger RNA. NCBI's taxonomy places the organism in Eukaryota, Metazoa, Arthropoda, Insecta, Orthoptera, Gryllidae. The record is from the annotation of a GenBank genome assembly.